AUGUGCACAGACAGACUUCGCAGAAAUGGUGUUACAGUGUACAGUUCUCGUGUUGAAAGCCAAUUAAACACUGGUCACCUGUGUGGUUCAGCAACACGGUCCAGUCGAGAUGUGACGUGGAUAGCAUGUGACGACACAGCUAGAUACAUCACACUCUACCAACAUACAAACAACCACCCAAACUAUUGGCAGGAGAGUGACACGGCGAUGAAUUUCUGUGAAGUCCAAGUAUUUGUCUGUGAUGCUGGCACCUUUGGUAAUGGCUGCAACACGUUCUGUCACUGUCGAGAUGGGCCGUGUAACUAUGCAACUGGAAAAUGCACAGGAGGAUGUAAACCAAACUGGAGUGGGGAGACGUGUAGUGUGUGUGAUUCUAAACACUAUGGUCCUCUGUGUGAGAAAUCGUGCUCCAGCAGACACUGUGAUGAAUCACGUGGUAAAUCGUCAUGUGAUGAACAGACUGGAACAUGUGAUAACGGAUGCACAGCAGGAUGGGUGGGAAAAGACUGUUUAAAAGUGUGUGUUUCUGAUCACUAUGGUUCUCUGUGUGACAAGUCGUGCUCCAGUAGACACUGUAACAAAUCAAACGGUAAUUCAUGUGAUAAAUUGACUGGGAAAUGUGACAACGGAUGUACACCAGGAUGGAUGGAAGAAGACUGUACAAAAAAAUGUUCAGAAUUUACAUACGGAUUACAAUGUGCAAACAACUGUAGUCAGCGAAUGUGUCUUGGAAACUCGGAAUGUGAUCACGUGACUGGGAAGUGUUAUCAAGGCUGUGAUCGAGGAUACCAGGGUGAAGAUUGUACAACGAUAUGUCUGCCUGGAAGGUACGGUUACAACUGUAACACGUCCUGUGAGAAGAGGGGAUGUGCUGCAAAGUCGGCUUGUGACAGAUUUAAUGGAACAUGUGAACGUGGCUGCUUGAAAGGCUGGGAGUUACCGGACUGUAUCACUGAAUGUCGACAAAAUACGUUUGGACCCAGCUGCUUGUUCAACUGUACUGAACGACACUGUAAGGGAGACAACUCGAGCUGUGAUGUUCAAGAUGGGGUUUGUCAAGAUGGCUGUCAGCCAGGCUGGACGAAUGCAAAUUGCACUGAAAAAUGUGACGAGAGUUCGUAUGGUUCAGGUUGUGUAUAUAAAUGUAACAAAAGACAUUGCCAGAAUACAUCAGCCAGCUGUAAUCGUCUUGACGGAUCGUGUGGAGGAGAGUGUGAGAACAAAUACAGAGGAACCGACUGUACAGAGUGUGAUGUUGGACAGUAUGGCCCAGAAUGCAAUUCCUCGUGCAGUGCCAGACACUGUGAAGCUAAUGAUGAAUCAUGUGAUCACGUGACUGGUUUAUGUAGUGGACCAUGUGAAGCUGGUUGGCAAGGAGACGACUGCACUCUCAGCAUUGCACAAACUGAUCUGACUGAUGAAAAUCCAGGACCAAUUAUCGGUGGGGUCAUUGGUACCGCUGUGGUUGUCGUUGUCGUGGUCGUCAUCAUCAUCUUUGUAUUUCUUAGGAGAACGAAACAGGCAAAAGACGAUACCAAAGCUGGCGAACCAAUCGUACCAGAAAACAAACCAUCGACAAAAGAAGGAAAACACUAUGCACCUGACGUCUCUAUCUACGUUAAUGUUGAACUAUCCUCAACAAAUUCUGCCAAAAGGUUUGAGGUAAAUGAAACCUUUGCCAGUGAUGUAGUACCAGCCGUAAACACUGGUGAUGUAGCACUAGUGGUUGAUCAAGAAGAGUCAGAAGUCCAACAGCCUGACGAAGAUGAGGAGGACAUCCAGGAUCCUAACACGUACUACAAUGAUGUCCAACCGGCAGCUCCUUCCUUCAGUCUGCCAGAAGAAGGUUUUGACGUCACAGAACUUGAAGCUAUCAUAGAGUGCAUCAGGAAUCAGCCUGGAGGAUUUCAAGCAGAAUAUGUUAAACUUCCAAGUGGGUUCAGUCAUCCGUACAAUGAUUCCCAGAUACCAGAAAACAGGUGCAAGAACAGAUACGCUGGUUACUACCCAUAUGACAACAAUCGUGUCAAACUAUCAACACUGCCAAACACUCCGCAUUCUGACUACAUCAACGCGAGUUACGUGGAUGCAUAUGAAAAGCCGAAUUUUUUCAUCGCACUCAAGGUUCGUAUUUAG
Gigantopelta aegis is the source of this 2136-nucleotide messenger RNA. RefSeq names its product multiple epidermal growth factor-like domains protein 10. The record is from RefSeq and is a predicted model, not a curated record. Gene Ontology annotation, molecular function: scavenger receptor activity; protein tyrosine phosphatase activity. Lineage: Eukaryota; Metazoa; Mollusca; Gastropoda; Neomphalida; Peltospiridae. The coding region runs from base 1 to 2136 and encodes 711 amino acids. Gene Ontology annotation, biological process: protein dephosphorylation. The transcript is spliced from 16 exons.